Messenger RNA from Dovyalis caffra, 696 nucleotides. Lineage: Eukaryota; Viridiplantae; Streptophyta; Magnoliopsida; Malpighiales; Salicaceae. The record is from the annotation of a GenBank genome assembly.
AUGAGCACAGCUAGGUUCAUCAAGUGCGUCACUGUUGGGGAUGGAGCUGUUGGCAAGACAUGCAUGCUCAUCUCUUACACUAGCAACACCUUCCCUACCGAUUAUGUGCCUACAGUGUUUGACAACUUCAGUGCUAAUGUGGUGGUUGAUGGCAGCACAGUUAACCUUGGAUUAUGGGAUACUGCAGGGCAGGAGGAUUAUAACAGGCUGAGGCCUCUGAGUUAUAGAGGUGCAGAUGUGUUCUUGUUGGCCUUUUCUCUAAUCAGCAAAGCUAGCUACGAGAACAUUUCCAAGAAGUGGAUUCCUGAACUAAGGCAUUAUGCCCCAACUGUACCGAUUUUGCUUGUGGGAACCAAACUUGAUUUACGAAACGAUAAGCAAUAUUUGAUAGAUCAUCCUGGGGCUACACCAAUCACAACUGCUCAGGCAAGUUGCCUUCAAGCUGAUUUUCUUUCUUUUACACCAACUGAACAAUAUAAAAAUUUCCCACAUUUCAUAAAUGAAACCAGCAAUUUUCACAUUGAGCAGGGGGAGGAACUAAAGAAGAUGAUUGGUGCUGCUUUUUACAUAGAGUGCAGCUCCAAGACUCAGCAGAAUGUGAAGGCUGUCUUUGAUGCCGCAAUUAAGGUUGUUUUACAGCCUCCGAAGCCGAAGAAAAGGAGACAGAAACGUAGGACGCCAUGCGUGUUUCUCUAA